Messenger RNA from Symbiodinium natans, 2271 nucleotides. NCBI's taxonomy places the organism in Eukaryota, Dinophyceae, Suessiales, Symbiodiniaceae. The record is from the annotation of a GenBank genome assembly.
AUGAAGCAGCAACCGAGCUCCAUCAUGCUCCAUCGUCUAGGUAUCCGGAAGGCGCCCACGAGCUCCAACUCUCGCUGCAGGCUCACCGUGACGAGAAUUGCGCAGGAGGUUGAUGAAGACGGUGCACUGACCGAGUGUCGACUGAAGACCCUGGUCCUAGACGAGGUACCAGAGCCUACCCCGGCUUUUUUGUCGCCAGGGGAAAGGCCAAGCUCCUUUCGAGCCAAGCAGGCGGAGGUGUGGUAUGCCGCACUCAGCGAGUUUCAAGAGCUCGACGCGCCGGAUGUUGUCAUGAAAGUGACGUUCCGUACGCAGGCAGGGUCACCCGAAGCUUCUGCUGUGACAUUGAGGGCUUGCACCAUUGGCAGCGAUGCCGAGGUGGAGUUGGCGCAUGGCAGUUUGGAAGAGGUUGAACUGUCAGAACAAGCAGUUGUGGCCCAAUUUGUGCAGCUGCAUUGCCAGACCUUGCCACCAGAAAGAUUGCAUGACCCGAGUUCCAGGUUCACCAUGAGUCGUUGGCUCCUUGCGGCCGCGGUGCCGAGCCUUGUGACGGGCAAAGUGGUGAUAGAGGCCAUGGAACAUGACAUCAUGCAGAUCCAGGCAUCCACAUUCGACGGCAUCAUUUCCAAGUUCAGAGACAGCUCCGUGAGCAGUUUGUGGUUCUUCAAGGACGACAGCAAGGAAGAUGGGAAGUUUCUGGAUGAGUACAACAAGGUUGCCAGCGACAUGAAAGGCAUGGCCAAAGUUUGUGCCAUCAACUGCAAAGAGUACUCCGUGUUUUGCGACAAGCAGGGGGUCAAGGAGACUCCGACUGUCAUGAUCUAUCCUCCAAACCCGGUGCCUGCCUUCAAAUUAGAAGGCAAGUUGGAGGGCAAGGCUGUGUUUAACAAGCUUGCGAAGUUCAUGCCCGACCAGACGGAAAAGCUCACAAAGGAUAACGUCGACAAGUUUCUCACAACAGACGUGACAAAGCCAAAGGCGCUUCUAUUCUCCAACAAGAAGUCCGUCCCCCUCAUGUGGAAGGCGCUUUCCUCGGAGACGGUGUUCAAACGAACGGUCAAGUUUGGCUUUGUGACAGAGGACCAGUCGGACAUUGUCCAGCGGUUCAAGGUCAAGAAAUUUCCCACCGUUCUCAUACAACAGGGAGCGAAAGGCGAGAAGAAGGACACGUAUCCCGGAGAGUUCAACUUCUUGGCUUUGAAAGACUGGGUGAAUCUGCACUCUGAAUCCGGCAUGGGCGAUAAAGUCACAAGCCCCGGAGGUGCCAAAGAAGAGACCGCCGAGGAGGCAAAGCCUUGGUUGGUGCAGGAAGUGCCGGAACUCACCGUGAAGUCUCACCAGGACGUGUGCUUCAAAGGCGAGGGUCUCUGCGUCAUCUUCCUGAAGGAUGGUGAAGCUUCCCAGGCUGAGAUUGACAUGCUCACAGGUCUGUCCAAAAAAUACACAUCGCAGCUCAGUGACCGCGGUGCCAAGAUGAAGUGGAUGUGGAUGAAUUUGAAUGUUGAGAAGGCCUACAAGGACUUGUUCAAACCUGCGCAGCUUCCAUCCGCUGCGGUCUUCAAUCCUCACAAAAGGCUUCGCUUUACUCUGCUGGAUCAUGGUGAGGAGGGUGAGGUGAAGGGCGACGUGCAGGGCAUCGAGAAGCUCUUGGAUAAAGUGCUAGGAGGCGAUGCGCGCUUCACGAUGGUUCCUGGCCAGAAGCUGCCAGCCUGGGCACAGCGUGAGGCUGCGGCUGGCAAGAAGGCCCAGACGCUGAGAGCCGGAAGCGGAGCUGUGAGGCACUCACAGUGCCGAGACUUCCGCCGCUUUUGGGAGGGCUCUGACAGCGGCAGAAAUGUGAUUGGGAAGGAAGGCUGCGAGUUUUGUCACUCCAUCGAAUUUGCGCUCAAGCGCAUGAGUGCUGUGCAGAUAGUUCGCAGAUUGGAAAAGCGUGUCCGAGCAAGCUUGCUCCUCACUGCAACGGUCGCACGUAGCAGCAAGCAAGAGCAUGUUCCACGUCACCUUCAUUUGACAAAUGCUGUGAGCUAUCUGCUGCGCAGCUAUCUGCUGAGCAGCGUCCUGGCUGGUUGCCUCAAAGCUGCCAAGGAGUCCAGGGCGGUAAAGGUCCGCUUCAACCAGGAUGGUGUCAUGAGCAAUCAGUUCAUUCUCCGCAGCCGCGGCAGACAGCUCUUGUGCGAGGCUUUGGUGUGUCCCGCUGCUGAGCAGGUGCUGAAUGGGCCCGGCGCGAACCAAGCCCAGAGCAUGCCUGCGAGCGAGUCGAUGGGGUGCUGA